Messenger RNA from Cordyceps fumosorosea ARSEF 2679, 648 nucleotides. RefSeq lists its product as hypothetical. NCBI's taxonomy places the organism in Eukaryota, Fungi, Ascomycota, Sordariomycetes, Hypocreales, Cordycipitaceae. Bases 1 to 648 code for a protein of 215 amino acids. Gene Ontology annotation, molecular function: structural constituent of ribosome. Gene Ontology annotation, cellular component: mitochondrial large ribosomal subunit. The record is from RefSeq and is a predicted model, not a curated record. The transcript has a single exon.
AUGGAGUUCCGCUCAGCAGCUCGCCCCGCGAGCUCUCUCCUGGCCGCCGCGGCGCGCCAUGGCCAGCAGCCGCGCCUCACCCCGUUGACGACGACGCGCGGCCACAAGACAACCGCCCGCACCAAGCGCGCCCUCAAGAUCGCCCCCCACGACUCCUUCCUGCCCGACCGCUCCGCCACCUUCCCCGCCGCCGACAGCAUCAUCUGCAACCCGCCCGCCUCCGAGGCGUCGCCCGAGCACACGCCCUUCCUCUUCCUGCCCUCGUCGGACCCGCGCCGCGCCGCCGCCGCCCGCAUGCGCAAGACGACGACGACGACGACGACGACCGGCCCGACCCGCAGCGGCGGCACGGCGAUGCGGUACCCGCGCCGCGCGGACGAUCCCCGGUACCACCUGUCGGCGGAGCAGGUGCAGGAGAUGCGCAGUCUGCGCGCCGAGGACCCGCUGACGUGGAGCGUGGCGGCGCUGGCGCGGCGGUUCGACUGCUCGCAGGUGUUCGUGCAGAUCGCGGCGCCCGCGCCGGCGGAGCACAAGGCGUGGCUCGCGGAGCAGCAGGAGAAGCGCGAGGCGCGCUGGGGCAACAAGAAGACGGCGGCGCGGGAGGACCGUAAGCGGCGCGCGGAGCUCAUGUACCGCGGCGAGCUGUGA